AUGCAUCAUGCGCAAAAUGGGACAUCUCAACAAGAAUACACAAGGUGGCAAACUGUCAGAAUUUGUCAUUUCUGGCAGCUGCAGAAGGGAUAUGCAACGCUUAUAUGCAACUCCAUUUUAGCCUCAAGUGAGAGGCUGUUAGAUGGGACCGGCCGCGUGCUAUUUCUCACCAGAAGGACAGCACAUGGUCUGAUUAAACACUGUAUUCAUGCUUUGAUUCUUAGGCAGGGACCGGAAAGCUAUGUCCAUCAAGCAGCUAUGUCGUUUUCGUGUCGUGGACCCAGACGUCGACCACCAAAUUUACGUUCGGAGCUAUCCAGCCAUGAUAGUAGAGCCUCAUUCAAGGAGUUUGCGGGGAUGUCCCGCCGACGUCAAAAAGUUCGGAUAUUCUUGAUGCACAACCAAUGGGCUUGGAAAGCGGAGAGAUCUUGUCGGCCGGGGAUGAGGAGGCGCAGCGAUACAUGCGCGCAUCACCAAAUUCAUCGGCAGCAUUCGUCAAAAUCGUGUGUCCACGAAACACGUCCGAGCAUUCACCUUGCGUCCCCGGUCGACUGGCAUUGGCCACAUUUCGACAACAGCUUGGUGUCUCUUGUCGUUCGUCUCAAGUAUGUGGCACUUGACGGCUGCGUCCCGGAGUGUCUCCUCUUGAGGCCCUUGAGAGCCUCCCCGAGCUCCACAGGCCUCGAUGUCGUCGCCGCUGUCGACAUGGUGCGGUCCGUUUCAUGGCUCCUGCAGCCCAGCUGUCGCCGCGGCGCCAGGACCUCAUCCCUGUUGCAUCGGGACCUUGCCUUCCCUUCCUGCACCGAGUUGCGCGCACGGGUCAGGGGUUUCUUAGCCACAGAAGCUUAA
Molecule: messenger RNA, 849 nt
Organism: Colletotrichum costaricense
Lineage: Eukaryota; Fungi; Ascomycota; Sordariomycetes; Glomerellales; Glomerellaceae
Exons: 3
Coding region: 1-849 (282 amino acids)
Source: RefSeq, a predicted model, not a curated record